Messenger RNA from Prorocentrum cordatum, 498 nucleotides. NCBI's taxonomy places the organism in Eukaryota, Dinophyceae, Prorocentrales, Prorocentraceae. The record is from the annotation of a GenBank genome assembly.
AGCGUUGAGCAUCAAGCCUAAUUCGACUGCCGAUCUGCGCAGGGGGGGCCGUUCGUCCGCCAUGGUGCAGGUGCGAGGGCCCACGCUGACUGCGCGCGGCGCCUGGUGGAGGCCCUGGGAGGACGCGCUGCCGGUCAAGGAGCCCGAGGAGGCCGCCCCCGGGGUGCUGCCCGGCCUGGCCAACCUGGGCAACACCUGCUUCAUGAACGCCGUGCUGCAGUGCUUGCUGAACACGCCGGGCUGGCUCGCGGAGGCCUGCCGCGCAUUCGACCGCCCAGGCGGCGAGGGCGGCCAGCAGUCGAGCAAGGCGCUAUUAGGCCGCUGCUUCGCGCAGCUGGCGGCGGAGUACAACUCGACCCAGGGCCGCCCUCUCGCGGGCCGGAACGCGGCCCUGAGGAACAUGAAGGCGGCCAUCGCUGACCUCGACCCGCAGUACGCGGGGUGCGAGCAGCAGGACGCCUAUGAGUUCCUCGGCUGCAUGCUCGAGGGCCUGGAGGA